Pomacea canaliculata is the source of this 5638-nucleotide messenger RNA. Its product is annotated as PMS1 protein homolog 1-like. Gene Ontology annotation, molecular function: ATP binding; ATP-dependent DNA damage sensor activity; ATP hydrolysis activity. NCBI's taxonomy places the organism in Eukaryota, Metazoa, Mollusca, Gastropoda, Architaenioglossa, Ampullariidae. The record is from RefSeq and is a predicted model, not a curated record. Gene Ontology annotation, cellular component: MutLalpha complex. Gene Ontology annotation, biological process: mismatch repair. Bases 30 to 3227 code for a protein of 1065 amino acids. The transcript has 15 exons.
GAGCUGCUUAUUUUCUUGUCAUUCCUGUUAUGGUUGAAGAAAUUUCCGACUAUCAGGCUCAGAGAAUGCAACAACUUCCUGACGCAACAGUGCGCCUUAUCGGCAGCAGUCAAGUGAUUACGUCUGUCUUCAGCGUCGUGAAAGAACUGUUUGAAAACGCCGUAGAUGCGAAUGCAACUUCAGUAGAAAUAAAACUUGAUAAUUAUGGAUUGGACAGAAUUGAAGUAAGAGACAAUGGCUGUGGAGUCAAAGCAGUGGACAUUACAGUUUUGGCAAAGAGACACUAUACAUCCAAAAUAAGAUCCCAUAAUGAUCUUGAAGCUCUGAUGACAUAUGGUUUCCGCGGUGAGGCUCUGGCAUCUUUGUGUGCUGUUGCUGAUGUUGUGGUGACAACAAAGGCAGUGGAAGAUGAUGUCAGCUUUGCAUAUACAAUCAACAGCGAGGGUGACAUCACAUCUAAAUCACCAUCUUAUUUAGGUCAAGGCACAACUGUGUGUGCAAAAAAUUUGUUCAAGAAUCUACCUGUGAGAAAACAGUAUCACAACAUUGCAAAAAAGAAAAAAGAUGAGUUGAAGCGUGUUGAGGAUCUUCUGAUCGCCUAUGGGCUUGUUCGACCUGAUGUACGAAUUUCUUUACGGCAUAACAAGGAAUUAUUGUGGCAGAAGGUGAUUCUUCCAGAUACUGCAUCAACUCUGCAAAGCGUCUUGGGCAAAUCUGCCAUGGGGCAAAUGGAGUGGAAAAUUGACAAACAGGAAGAUCCUCAAAUGGAAAUUAAAAUAUGCUUGCCUAAACCUGGCUCAGAUGUUUCUUUGGUAAGCCGAUCUUCUCCAGACAGAUCUUUCCUGUUUGUGAAUGGCCGACCAGUACAAGUGAAAGAAAUAGAUAAGCUUAUCCGCCAGUACUACAGCAACUGCCAUGCCUGUGACAUCACUCGACAUCCUGUGUAUUAUGUCAGCAUCACUCUCCCACCCAGUGCUGUGGACGUCAACUUGGAGCCCAACAAAACUACUGUCAUGACAACCAACAUGACUUUGUUACAUGAUCGUCUUGAGGGAAUAUUACUCUAUAUCUAUGGGCCACUUGAUCAAGCCCCUUCUUGGCGAUAUAGAAAUGCUGAUGAUAAAGAGAACAAGACAGGUGCUCUGCAGAGUGAUGGUGAAUCCCACAAAUUAGUCGUCCAGUAUGAGAAGCACUCUAUGAAUGGUUCUGAGCAACCAGGAAUGCAUUCUGACUCAAAGGCAGAUAGGGACAAAACCUGCAGUGGAGUGUCUGCCCCACAUACACCAUUUCUUCAAGACUCCACACAUCUUGGAAGUGAAUCAUCAGUUAUUGACAAACUUGUAAAUGAUUUAGUUGUCCACAUUUGUACUGAGAAGUCUGUACAUGAUAUAGAACAUUUGCCAGAGAACAAGAACCAAAGAAAUCAUGAUCUCACUGCCAAGCCUGAAUUUGAAAAAUGCAGUAGGAAAACAUUACUGCAACUAGACCACAGAAUAAAUCAGGGAGCUCAAGAAAAUGAUGUGAAUGAUAGUGUUGAUCUUGCAAAAGAUGUUGUUGACAACCUCAUGCGUACCUGCACAAGCAAUGUGUCAUCUAAUAGGGAGGACUCUGAUCUGACUGCAGCAAUAGGCAGCAGAUCAGAUGUGCAGAAACAUGAGUCCAAAGAUGGAUCAGGCUGCCAGCCAGACAGCAGCAGAAAUAUUGAAGAUUCAGCUAUUGACGUAGGUAAUGUACAUCAAAGGAGGAUUGAAGCAUCAGCAACCAAAAGAGAAGACAGGCAGGAAAGUAUAAAAGCCAUGCCAGAUGGAGACUGUUCUUAUCAUUCAAGUUCUUCUGCUUGGAGUUGUGGAACCAGCUUAAUCUCAAAAGAUGGCAGUUUGAUUCAGCCAGUAAAGUUGCUAGCUCCUUCACCAUCUCACUUCCCAGGUAAACGAUCCUUAUCUCCUGCCCAUGACUUGCAUAUACAGAAAACUUCAGCACCACCUGAGAAACGUCAGGCAGCAGCUUCUUCUGGCAGGAGGCUGUAUCCUGCUCAGUCCACUUUAUAUGACAUGAUUAACAAUGUGGCAGUAAAGAGGCCUUUAUUAGCCAGGGAUUACUUCUUCAAAGAAAAGCGUUCUGAAGUUGUGCAAAGUAAUCCAGAGCUAGGAUUCGAGGAGGUGACAAAGAUGCUGUUUGAAAUGUGGGAAAACCUGGCUGAGGAUGAGCGUAAAAGUUUUAAUGACAAAUGUCACCAGGAUGCUGAGAGGUACAAGCAAGAAGUGGAAGCUGCAAAAACUGUAGAGACAAAUAUUAAAAGCAGCAGCAAAUCUAAGCCCAUGAGUGUGCGCGAUAUGGUGGCUGCAUCCAGCACUCAGCCUUCUUCAGAGUCUAAGCUAAAGACAAGAGACACCCAGCAUGUCUUGCCUUUUAGCAUGGCCAGUCUGAAGUUGUGCAUAGCUGCACCUGUUCCCAGGAGAAAACUUCCUGCAUGCCAAGUACUGGCUCAGCUGCCAUCCUGCAAAGCAUGGCUUUGCUGCCGGGGAAAGGAACUAUGCAUCUUAAACUGCUAUCGACUGUCAGAAAGUGUUCUUUUUCACAAAUUGAUUAAUGAACAUCACCUACCUAAACAUCACUGCCAGACACUUUGUCUCCAGCCUAGCAAUUUUGGGAAACUGUGGCCAGUCCUGGAAAGAAUAGCAGAUAAUAUCUCAACAAAUACUUCCUAUUUUCAAUUGUCAGACACAAGGAUUGUGGCCAAUGGUUUUGACAUCAAGUGCUGGAAAGAUGGUAACAGUAAGCUGUGUGGAGAACUGGUUGGCCUGUGUGGUGACAUACCCACAUAUGGGUUGCCAGACCUCUUGGAAGUUUUAGAGCUGAUAAAUCGAAACACCAAGUGCUCUCUUGCUGAGGCACGACCCCUGAAAGUCAUAAACCAUCUUAAGGGUGAAGCAGUACGCAUGGCCAGAAAUCAGAUGCAGGAGAAAAGUCUGCAAGAUGUUCAGGAGCUGUUGGACCAGGCAAGUCAUCUGCCUCUUGAUCAGGAUGCCUGCCUGCACAAUCGCCCGUUUUACCAUCGCCUUCUCUUGGACUACAAGUUUGCUGUGCACAGUCACGAGACUCUCCCAAUUGACAGCAGUAACCAUUCCAAUACUUCUCAGCCAGCCAGUGACUACAGCAGUUCUCUUCCAUCUUCUGAGAUUGCAGACACGGUGAUUUGUAUCAGUGAUUUGAUGGAUUUUGAGUGAAAAUAGUGUUCAUAUGUUGAGUUUGUGUUUAAAAUCAAUUUUGGUUACCUGUGCAUGUUUAUAAAUAUGUUUUUUUCUAGGUAAUCUAUCGUGCAAUGCAGAACUCAUUAAUCAUAUUUAAAAGCAUCUUGAUGUGAAAGAUUUAACCAGGUGCAGGUCAGGAUGCUCAACAUUUAUUUUCUAAAAAUAAUAAUAAUUGAACACUCUUAUCACAGAGCCUUACAACCUAAGCUGGUCACACUCUUUACACUGACCAGCAAUAAAAAAUUAACAUUAAAAACACUGGCUAACACUAACGUUCUAUGAUACACAAAAUACACUCAGCCACUGACACAGAUUAAAGAAUACAUGGGUAGGAAAUUUGAAGAAAUUAAGCAUAAACGAAGAGAUCAAAACUAAUUAUAUGAAAAUGAAUUGCAUUGAUGUAGAAUGGUUAAAAAAAAAAAAAUGACCAAAAAGAUCAAGGAUAUUACUUUUCAAACAAAUGAGUUUUCAUGAGAAAAAUCCUGCCUUUGAAUCUGUAUAGCAAAUGUGGUGCGGAAGAGAGUUCCACUGUCUAGAAGCACAGAACAAAUAGUCAUAGCUGACCAUAAAGAGCCCCAGCUGAGCAACAAGUCCUGGACCUUUUUUUGCAAAGCAUAACAUGCAAUAAUUCACUCAUCUCUACAUCCUCCUCCAAGACAGAUGAGGUGAGAAGCUUUUUUUUUUAAUAAUCGUUUGAUUCCCCCAAAGGGCAUUGAUAUAAUAAAUAAUAAUAAAGCUGUGUAGCAAAUUGCUGCUUAAAUCAGUUGUCCUUAGUUUCAUCUGCAACCUCCUUUAGUCACUUAUCAGAAGCUGCAGCUGUGCAAUAGCUGAAGUUAGCUCACUAUCUGACCAGGGUUGAUGAAAAAAAACAAAGAAAGAGAGGAGAUGAGCACUACUUACAUGAUAUGAAGUGUCUCUAAUGCCUUCCUCCCUAGACCCUAAACGGUCCUGAGACACCCCGUUUAUAUAUAUAUAAUUUAUUUUAAGCUACAUUGCUAGAUAAAGUGUUAAAUGAUAAAUGUGUAACACUACCUUGUUUUUGACCCGUAAUUUUGUAAUGUCUGUUGUAGGAUGUGCAAGUAUACACAAACAAUCAAAAAAGGAAAAUGUAGCUGGCAAAUUUAAAAUGGGAAAAUUCCAGUAGCUGUUGCAGUCAUCCUUGUAUCAUAUCUCUAAACUUGGUUGCAACCAAAGCAAGAUCAUAUGGAAGAGAAGAUAGGAAGGUAGAAUGCUUAAAGGUUUUUUUUUAUAGAUAAGUACCACAGUGAAAUAUCUUUGUCUCCAUGUGUAUGCAUAGAUAAAAUCAGACUUUCUCCUGCAAAUCUGCAAGUAAUCAAAGGCAGCAAAGUAUCUGAGAUUAUGGAUAUUAACACAAACACAAGUCAAACUCAGACUCUUCUGGGUGAUUUUAUUCACUUAUUUACAGUUGACAUCAAAAACUGUAAUUGCACAUUCACAUAGCAUAAAAAAAAUCUUUGUGUAGUUUCCUUAACAGUUUUUUAUACCCAGGUUACUUAUCUCACAGGUAGCAUCAGAUUAAGAGUGCAUGAGCAAAUAUAGUGUUCAAGCAUUUCUGUUUUUGAAAGCUAUCUGGGAAUAAAAAUCAUACUGUUAAUGACAAUGAUCAUGACCACUUUUUGUUUGUAAGUAGAUAGCCUCCUUCAUCAGUGAAGCAAAAGAUGAAUGAAAAACAGACUGAGGUCUUUAACUUGUCAAAGUCACCCACCUAACUUAACUCCUCAUACCUUCCUGUACUCCCAAAGGUCACAUGCAACAAAUGAAUUGGCAAAAAAAAAAAAAAAGGCAAGCAUCCUAUCUUUCUUAGUUUUACCUCCUGAGGUAACCAUGGCUAUCACAGCAUUAUGCUCUGUCUUAUCCCAUCCCAUCGAUAAUACUUACUUCCUUUUUUCCCGUUGUCAGCUAAUCCAACCUAUUGCUAGAUGGGGAUUACCCUUAAGACAAAAGUUUAUAGAUCUCUUUUUUGCUGAAUGGCAGAGUAUGCCACAGUCACAUAAGUCUCCAGGUUAGGACUCUUGUCAGCCUCCAACAUUUACAAUCACUUGAUGUUCCCAUGAAGAGAAAAUUUAAAAAACUAUUUUUGUCACUGGACUUAUUUGAUUCUGAACAUAAAUUAUGACCACUACUAUUUCUGGCCUGGUUCUGCCACUCAUAAUUCAGAUGCAAAGCAUAAAGGAAAAUCAAGGCAUGGUAUAUAUAUGUAUAUGCGGCCCUAUGCUCCUCAAGGAGUAACAAGGACUAAACAAACUAAACUACUAUAUGUAUAUAUACUUUUUUGUUAAUUAGGAUGAGUUAAUGCUGUAAUUUAGUAUGGGAAUCAAACUGGUUGUAGUAUGGACCCCUGAUUUGAUAUAAAGACAUGAUUAAAA